CGGCUAUCUUUAGGCGGCAGGUGCGGAGCCCGUUAUCCCGGUCCACGGCCGGUCACCGCCCCCCACGUGACGCCGGGCGCUAUAAAUAGCAGCCGGGCCGGAUCAGCAGAGCCGGCGCUGCGGGAGGGCGCGCCCGGGUCUCGGGCGCAGCGCGGCCCGCCCGGCAGGCGCAUGGAGGCGGCGGCGAGCCCUCGGGCGCGGAUGUUGCCUGCUGAGGACCAGCCUGCAAUCAAUGGAGUGGCCCUUGUGGGCCAGCUCUGAGCACUGCCGUGCCCAACAUUUCCCGAGCCUGCUGCUGAGGAAGCCACGCGCCUUUGGCCCUCACCAUGACCCUCGCCUGCUGAUGGCUUCUGCUGCCAGGCCUGGGAUCAGCUGUGCUGACUGAGCCCCUUCCACCCUCCAGGACUUGCCAUAACCCAAUGGGGUAACGUGACCGAGGGCCGGUGCAUCAGAGACCUCCUGCCUCCCGCAACUGUGAUCUCUGCCCCACGGCUGCCAGAAUUGGUUCUGUUCAAGUUCAGUUUUCCUCCAGACCUUGGGGGUUUGGAGCCCACCUUGGAACAAAGGGGGCUGUUGCCCAAUGCUGAGAGGCUGUCCCCGUUGAAGGACCCACCCUAGGCACUGCAUGGUGGCCACAUUCACUGUGGGGUUUUUAAAUGUUCCUUGCUGAAUUUUUGGGUGGUUGUUAUCCCCUUUAUUUUUAGCCAGCUCUGAGAGACAGGAGUUUGGAAUUGCCCAUCUUACUUUGGGGGACUGUUUCGCUCCUUUUUUCGGGGGGUUGGUUUGGGUUUUCUUUUUUAAUUAUCCAAACAUUGAGCAGCUUCCUUUCCCUUUCCCAAGUAUUUGUACAAUAUUUGUGCAGGGUGUACGGGUGGGUUUUUAAAAAUCCUUUCUCUCAGAUAAGUACAAGGAUAUUGCUCUACUCAGUUUUCUGAGGCUGGUGGGGGCUCCUCUGGCCGUGCCUCCAGCCCUCUCUGCAGCAGCCCCCUCCCACCCUGCCCUCUGCCUUCGGAAGGCAUGGCGCGAAUGAACCGGCCUGCCCCAGUGGAGGUGAGCUACCGAAACAUGCGCUUCCUCAUCACGCACAACCCCACUGACGCCACUCUCAGCACCUUCAUGGAGGACCUGAAGAAGUACGGGGCCACCACAGUGGUGCGCGUGUGCGAGGUGACCUACGACAAAGCCCCCUUGGAGAAGGACGGCAUCACUGUUGUGGUGAGGGGGCACAGGGGGCACGGUGACUGCCCUGGGGGUAAGGCUUGGCAGGACUGGCCAUUUGAUGAUGGGGCACCCCCACCCAGCAAGGUGGUGGAGGACUGGCUGAGCCUGCUGAGGGCCAAGUUCUGCGAUGAUCCUGGCAGCUGUGUAGCCGUGCACUGUGUGGCAGGCCUGGGACGGGCUCCAGUCUUGGUGGCACUGGCCCUCAUUGAGAGUGGGAUGAAGUAUGAAGAUGCCAUCCAGUUUAUCCGGCAGAAGCGUCGUGGCGCCAUUAACAGCAAGCAGCUCACUUACCUGGAGAAAUACCGGCCCAAACAGAGACUGCGGUUCAAAGACCCGAACACACACAAGACCAAAUGCUGCAUCAUGUAGCUCAGGCCGUGGCCGGGCCUAGGGCCUAUGAUAGUUUGCUGUCCCUUGUCCUGGCUGACCUCCACUGGCCUGUCUUCGUGUGCCUCAGUGCUCUGUGUCCCAGGAGUCAGGCAGCCGUGUGUUUUAUGUCUUGGCCUCCUGUGCCCCUCUCCAGGGCACGGUGUCUCUGAGACUGGUCAGCCUCCAUCUCUGGACCUCCUGCCAGUGACCUCCAGCAAGCCCACCUCUACCACAGGUCUCCUCUCUGACCUGGACAUAGUGGUGGGUGUAUUUUUAACCACUGGGCCCAGCCCCUCGGUGGCGGCCCCUUACCCUCCGCUGUUCUUGGCACCUUAAAUUAUUGGAUCCUGGGGCAGUCGGAUGCUCUGGACACUCAAAGGCAAUAAAACAGGAACCGUG
Chinchilla lanigera (long-tailed chinchilla) is the source of this 1989-nucleotide messenger RNA. It is a transcript of the gene Ptp4a3, whose product is annotated as protein tyrosine phosphatase type IVA, member 3. Gene Ontology annotation, cellular component: nucleus. Gene Ontology annotation, molecular function: protein tyrosine phosphatase activity. NCBI's taxonomy places the organism in Eukaryota, Metazoa, Chordata, Mammalia, Rodentia, Chinchillidae. Gene Ontology annotation, biological process: protein dephosphorylation; endothelial cell migration. The record is from RefSeq and is a predicted model, not a curated record. The coding region runs from base 1018 to 1590 and encodes 190 amino acids. The transcript has 6 exons.